CUCAAUUGACUAGCAGAUCCAUGAGGGCUAUCAACGGGAAGCAUUUCUCUGUGAGCAGUCCAACCCUGUAGCCCCCGAGAGAAGGGCAAAAGAAACCGAACGUGGCAGUCCCCACUGAAGUACAACAUGAGAAAAUAGGGGAAGCUGAUGCCCAAAGCAAGCCUCUGAAAGUCAACCGGUUUAAUAUAUAAGUCUGAUUUGUGAAACCUCUGGGUGGGGCUAAUGAUGACCCACGAAUGACGAAACAUCAUCUUCUACAGAGUCCCAACUUUUAAUUUUCACCUUUUUCAUUUUUAUAAUUGAAUUGGUGAACAGAAAGCUUGAGCUUCGUUCACAUGAGCAGCUCAUGGAAAUGGGUGUUGCAGGGGUUUUUGCAUUGUGGUCCAUUUUCCUAGCUUCAAUCUCUUCCACAACUGCUGCAACUGACACCUUGGGGCCAGGCCAGUACCUCAGAGAUAAGCAGACCUUGGUCUCCUCCAGUCAACGCUUUGAACUGGGGUUUUUCAGCCCUGGAAACUCUGGUAAUAGGUACUUGGGAAUAUGGUACAAGAACCUGCCACUCACUGUUGUAUGGGUCGCCAACCGGAACCGAUCAAUUGCCGGUUCGUCCGGCGCAUUGAGCGUUACUUCCGCUGGGGAGCUUCUGCUUCGCAACGGGACGGAGUUGGUCUGGUCCUCGAAUUCCACGAGUCCGGCGAAUGGUUCUGUGGUGUUGCAGCUGUUGGACUCGGGCAAUCUUGUUGUGAGAGAUGGAAGCGAUACUUCGGACGACUACGUUUGGGAGAGUUUUGAUUAUCCGUCAGACACGUUGUUGCCGACGAUGAAGCUGGGAUGGAAACUGAAGACGGGUCUGCAUAUGUACCUGACGUCGUGGAAGAACGCCGACGACCCAUCCGCUGGAGACUUCUCGUACAGCUUGGACGAUCCCGAUUCACCUCAAUUGGUUUUGCGAAAAGGGUCGGAUAAGCAGUACCGGUGGGGUCCGUGGGAUGGGGUCAGGUUCAGUGGCAGCCAAGAGUUCAGAGCGAACGCUGUUUUUACCCCAAAGUUUUUCUCCGAUACAGAGGAGGUGUAUUACACGUUCAUAGUCACAGAUAAGUCGGCUCUUUCUAGAUCCAUAGUUACCCAAUUUGGUCUAAUUCAGUAUCUCUAUUGGAACAAUGGCACUAAAGAGUGGUCAACGACGGUGACUCUUCAGAGGGACAACUGUGAUCGGUAUGGCAUGUGUGGGCCUUAUGGGAAUUGCUACUCCGGUGAUCCCAGUUGCAGGUGCAUGAAGGGAUUUUCACCCAAGUCCCCGCAGUCCUGGGAUAUGUUGGAUUGGUCGGGUGGGUGCGCUCGGAAGAGAGAGCUGGACUGCAAUAAAGGAGACGGAUUUGUGAAGUAUAAGCCACUGAAGUUGCCUGAUAAUUCGCAUCUCUGGGGGAAGAGCAGUGUGAGCUCUGAGGAUUGCAGGGCCAAGUGUUUGAGGAAUUGUUCUUGCAUGGCUUAUACUAUCAUUAACGUCCAUGGGAAUGGAGGCGAUUGUGUUGCCUGGUUCGGUGAUUUAGUUGAUAUGAAAGACUUUUCUGAAGGUGGAGAAGAGCUUUACAUUCGAAUGGCAAGGUCUGAAAUAGAGGCAAUUGCUGAUGCUAAGAGGAAGAAACUAGUGGAGAUGAUCAUUGCCAUUGUCAUAUCAAUAGUUUCUGGGAUAUUUAUUUUAGGUUGCAUUGGAUGGGGAAUUUCUAGGAUGAGGAGGAGGGCAAAAAGAACAGCCAGGGAGUUUGACAGUCAAAGAGAUUCUAAAGAAGAAGAUCAGGGAGAAGAUCUAGAAUUACCUCUUUUUGAUCUGGAAGUAAUUUCUGGUGCUACAAAUAGAUUCUCCUUUGAAAAGAAGAUUGGACAGGGUGGCUUUGGUCCUGUAUACAAGGGAGAAUUACGUACCGGUCAAGAAAUAGCAGUGAAGAGGCUGUCACAAAGUUCUGGGCAAGGCCUUGAAGAGUUCAAGAAUGAGGUUAUUUUGAUUUCAAAACUUCAACACCGUAACCUUGUUAAGCUCUUGGGAUGCUGCAUUCAAAGAGAAGAAAGGAUGCUAAUUUAUGAGUACCUGCCUAACAAAAGCUUGAACUACUUCAUAUUUGAUCAAACUGGAAGAAAGUUACUGACUUGGAAGAAGCGCUUUGACAUUGUUCUGGGAAUUGCACGAGGACUACUUUAUCUUCAUCAAGACUCCAGGCUGAGAAUCAUUCACAGGGAUCUCAAAACCAGCAACAUUUUACUAGACAGUGAGAUGAACCCCAAAAUUUCAGAUUUUGGCAUAGCAAGAAUCUUUGGAGGAGAUCAAAUGGAAGAGAAGACCAGAAGAGUAGUUGGAACAUAUGGGUACAUGUCUCCAGAAUAUGCAUUGAAUGGGCAGUUUUCAGUGAAGUCAGAUGUAUUCAGCUUUGGUGUUAUAUUGCUAGAAAUUGUAAGUGGCAAGAAGAAUUGGGGUUUUUAUCACCCUGACCAUGACUUCAACCUCCUAGGACAUGCAUGGAAAUUGUGGAAUGAAGGGAUUCCAUUGGAACUGGUGGAUGUACUGCUGGAGGACUCAUUUUCUGCUGAUGAAAUGGUAAGAUGUAUUCAAGUGGCCCUUUUGUGUGUGCAGCUACGCCCAGAAGACAGGCCGAUAAUGUCAUCUGUGGUAUUUAUGUUGAGUAAUCAGAGUGCAGUAGCUGCUCAACCCAAGGAACCUGGUUUUGUUACUGGAAAUACUUACAUGGGGACAGAUUCAUCCUCAACUGGAAAAAAUCUUCAUACUGGCAAUGAGUUAACUAUUACAUUGCUGGAUCCACGAUAAAAAGGAUUGUUUCAGUGAAAUAUAAUUGUUAUUUAUUUUUUAUUUUUUUGGAUAUGUUGUACAAAUUUGGACCAUAUUUUCUUAUACAGGAAAUCAAGAAUUUUUCUUUUUUGAUGCA
Molecule: messenger RNA, 2936 nt
Organism: Vitis riparia (riverbank grape)
Lineage: Eukaryota; Viridiplantae; Streptophyta; Magnoliopsida; Vitales; Vitaceae
Product: G-type lectin S-receptor-like serine/threonine-protein kinase SD1-1
Exons: 7
Coding region: 347-2818 (823 amino acids)
Biological process (GO): recognition of pollen; protein phosphorylation
Molecular function (GO): protein serine/threonine kinase activity; ATP binding
Source: RefSeq, a predicted model, not a curated record